Molecule: messenger RNA, 942 nt
Organism: Phyllotreta striolata
Lineage: Eukaryota; Metazoa; Arthropoda; Insecta; Coleoptera; Chrysomelidae
Source: the annotation of a GenBank genome assembly
UUUACAUGUCAAAAUUGACAUUCAUUUUGAGUAAUCUGUGUUCACCAAACAAUCCAAAAAUAUUUUUUAUUCUAUGCUUUUAAAAACAAUAUAAUACAAUGUAUAAAUCGAAAGCUAAAAACAAGAGAAGCAAAUACUCAGUCGGCGAUAAAGCAAAAGAAACUUUGAAUAGCCUAUCUGAAGACAAUCCAGUGUUGUUAAUGUUCAGAGAAUAUGGCAAAACAUUGGACGACAAACACGAUAGAUACGAGAGAAUAGUAAAACUCAGCCGUGAUAUAACAAUAGAAUCUAAAAGAAUCAUUUUCCUUCUACACAAUGUGAAUACCGACCUAGAUGACAAGAGAUUGAAAGUAAUAGAAGAAGCAGAACAACGGCUACAAACCGUAAUCGACACUCAACUCAAAGCUGUGGCAUUGGAGCUCAAAGACCAAGAUAGCUAUCAGUAUCACAAAGCCUACACUGCCGGGUUACAAGAGUUCAUCGAAGCGUUUGCAUUCUGCAGCUACAUCAAGGAAGAAACUGUGAAGAAUUGGAAAACUAUGGACGGUUUGUUUCGAUACGAAAGCGAAGAAAAACAGCCCGUUUCAUUGGUGUUCCCUCACGUGGAUUUCAUACUAGGCCUGGCCGAUUUUACCGGUGAACUAAUGAGGAGGAGUCUGAAUAAUUUAGGCAUGGGAAACGUGGAGGAAUGUUUCAAAUUGUGCAAUUUCGUUAGACACAUUAAUACAGGCUUUCUGGGUCUUAUGGCUCCCGGGUAUAAAGAAUUGUCUAGGAAGGCUUAUGUGUUACGGCAAAGUUUAACUAAGAUGGAACUCGUUUGCUACAACAUACGAAUUAGAGGCAGCGAAAUUCCAAAGCAUAUGCUUCUCAGUGUCAUAGAAUCGAAUGAUGCCAAUGAAAAUGAAGAUGAAGGAUUUUUUUAAAUCCGGCAAGUUUUGAGUU